Drosophila hydei is the source of this 526-nucleotide messenger RNA. RefSeq names its product probable V-type proton ATPase subunit F. The coding region runs from base 51 to 485 and encodes 144 amino acids. Gene Ontology annotation, molecular function: proton-transporting ATPase activity, rotational mechanism. Lineage: Eukaryota; Metazoa; Arthropoda; Insecta; Diptera; Drosophilidae. The record is from RefSeq and is a predicted model, not a curated record. Gene Ontology annotation, biological process: monoatomic ion transmembrane transport. The transcript is spliced from 3 exons. Gene Ontology annotation, cellular component: membrane.
UGUCAGUUGUUCAAUUCAAUUCGGUAACAAAAAAUAAAAUUCCAGAGACUAUGGGAACGAAAUUCAAAAAUCUCCCAGAAGGGGAUUCCGAUCAGGAGGACUCCGAUGAAGACGAGGAGGCAAUACCCGACGAACAAGAAGAUCAUAAUCUAAUACGCAUUGGCGUCAUAGCCGAUACAGAAGUAACUAUUGGCCUACUGCUCGCCGGCGUUGGUUAUACUCGUGAGAACUUUUGCAGCUAUCUAAUGGUGGAUACUGGCACCACACUCGAGGAGGUGGAGAGCUUCUUUCACGUAUUGUAUAGGCGUCCAAAUAUUGGACUCAUACUGAUCGAUUAUCCGACGGCGAAGCGUAUGCACCACAUAUUGGACAAGUGCAAGAAAGUGCUGCCCGUUAUCGUCAUUGUGCCCUCGAAAGGCUCCAUAGGGCCCUACAUGGAGGAGAAGGAUCGACAUCGUCGUCAACGGCAGCGCGAUGCAUACUAGAAAUAUUCCAAUUGUUCUACAAUAAACUCUAGCAUCUGGAA